CGCUCGAAAGCGCUUCAGUCGGAUCAAAACAAAACACAGGCGAUUUACCAAAAUAAAUUGGUAUCGAAAAUUGUGAAUUUUGAACCGAUUUCAGUGAAAUUUCAUCGGAAUAACAGUACGAUUGUGUUGCAAGAAUGCCCCCGAAGCUGAAAUUCACGGAAGGUGAGAAGGUGUUGUGCUUCCACGGGCCGCUUAUCUACGAGGCCAAAAUGCUGAAGAGUAUGGUCAUGAAGGACAAACAAGUGCGAUAUUUCAUCCAUUACGCCGGUUGGAAUAAAAAUUGGGACGAAUGGGUUCCGGAAAAUCGCGUCCUCAAGUACAACGAGGCCAACGUGCAGCGUCAGAAGGAGGUAACCAAGCUGCACUCGUCCCUGGCGGCUAAGAACAAGAAAGCCAAUGUGAAGGCUAAAAAGGCAGACACCUCCGGCACUGGCGGAUCUUCCGGAAAAGACAGCGAUUCGCGGGCGUCCACUCCUUCCAAAGAGGUGACGGCCAAGGAAAAGGAACCUACUACGGCUACUGCAGCAGCGGCAACAACAACACCCGCGACGGUCACUCCAACCGUGUCGGGAUCGAGCACCGCAUCUAGCACGGCGUCAACCGGGCGUAGCAGAGCUUCGGCAAAGGCGAGCUCCACACCGGCUGGUCCCGCCAAGGAUAAGUCGGAGGAGAAGGAGACACCAACCGCAGAGAAACGCAAAUCGGAGGAUGGUGGCGAAGGUCCGGCGUCCAGCCGGAAGAAGCGCGGUCGAAGUGACACCACAUCCUCGAACGUGGAAUCCGAAGACCAGUUCGUUUCCAAGGUGGAAGUGAAAAUUAAGAUUCCCGACGAGUUGAAACCGUGGCUGGUGGACGAUUGGGACGCCAUCUCCAGGCAGAACAAAUUGGUUGAGCUGCCGUGCAAAACGACGGUUCAGGAAAUCGUAGACAACUACGUUCAGUACAAGAAAUCCAGCAAAGCUUCGACGGCCACUAAGAAGAAUGCAGUGCAAGACAUUGCCAACGGAAUCAUCGAGUACUUCAAUGUUAUGCUCGGAUCUCAACUUCUCUACAAAUUCGAACGCCCGCAGUACGCCGAGAUGAUCCAGAAUCACCCGGGAGUUCCGAUGGCCAAGAUCUACGGAGCGUUUCACCUGCUUCGGCUGUUUGUGAAGCUGGGCUCGAUGUUGGCGUUCACUGCGCUGGACGAAAAGGCCAUCCAGACACUGAUCGGGCACAUUCAGGACUUUCUGAAGUAUUUGGUUAAGAAUAGCGCAACGCUGUUCAAUAUGCAGCAGUACGUCAACACCAGUCCGGAGUACCACCGAAAGGCACAAUGAUUUUCGAUGAAGUUCCGGGGCGCUGAGUUAGAUGGAUGAUUUGUGUAUUAAGAAUAUCGGCAUUCUUAUGUUAAGCUCAAGACUGUGUACUGUUUAGCAUUAAGAAAUCAAUCAAUGUCCAAAAUAUAAUAUACGAUACUGAAUUUGCUUCACUGAAAA
Messenger RNA from Aedes albopictus (Asian tiger mosquito), 1478 nucleotides. It is a transcript of the gene MRG15, whose product is annotated as nuA4 complex subunit EAF3 homolog. Gene Ontology annotation, cellular component: nucleus; NuA4 histone acetyltransferase complex. Lineage: Eukaryota; Metazoa; Arthropoda; Insecta; Diptera; Culicidae. Gene Ontology annotation, biological process: regulation of DNA-templated transcription; chromatin organization. Bases 135 to 1319 code for a protein of 394 amino acids. The record is from RefSeq and is a predicted model, not a curated record. The transcript has 4 exons.